AAUGGGUUCACUGACGGUCAUGGAUUGGUUACAAUACGGAUGAAACCAGAUGAACAGGGCAGAUUUGGUUUUAAUGUCAAGGGUGGUGCAGAUCAGGGAAUGCCUAUAAUAGUAUCAAGAGUUGCCCCUAAUACUCCUGCCGACCUGUCAAUACCUAGACUCAAUGAAGGUGAUCAGGUUUUAUUUAUCAAUGGUCGUGAUAUGUCACAACAUACCCAUGAACAGGUUGUGAUGUUUAUAAAAGCAUCACGAGAAACUCACUCUGGUGAACUAGUCGUCAUGGUUAGGCCUAAUGGUAAGUUUCAUUGUUUCAAUCUUUAUUUAAUACUACUGUGA
Molecule: messenger RNA, 336 nt
Organism: Lottia gigantea (owl limpet)
Lineage: Eukaryota; Metazoa; Mollusca; Gastropoda; Lottiidae
Exons: 2
Molecular function (GO): protein binding; protein tyrosine phosphatase activity
Source: RefSeq, a predicted model, not a curated record